This is a messenger RNA of Epinephelus moara (kelp grouper), 1535 nucleotides long. RefSeq names its product cyclic nucleotide-gated cation channel beta-1-like. The transcript has 8 exons. Lineage: Eukaryota; Metazoa; Chordata; Actinopteri; Perciformes; Serranidae. The record is from RefSeq and is a predicted model, not a curated record. Bases 694 to 1368 code for a protein of 224 amino acids.
GUUUUAUGUUCAUUCUGGUGUGUUUUUGUGCAUUUUGGUGAAAAUAUGAACUUAUAUUUUUUAUAGUCAGUUUUGAUGCAUUUAUUCGCAAUAACUCGACGUUUUUCAACUGUGUAUGCAUAGAGGUGUGUUUGGAAAGUUGUUUUAUGUUCAUUUAGGUGUGUUUUGAUGCAAAUAUAACGUCAGAGGGCAUGUAAAGGCACGUGGCGAUGUUAAAAUAGAGUUCAUUGCGGUGUAAUAAAGGGCCUUAAGAAAGCUUUCACUCGAUGUCUUUUCACUGUAUGAGCAUAAAAGAGUGGAGUGGAGUAAAGGUGCAGUUAUCAGCUCCAAAUCACUGAAAAUAUAUAUAUAUAUAUUUUCCUUCUAUAGAUGACCAAUCCAAAAAACGCAGCAGAAUGCCCAAUAUGUGGUAAAACCAUGAAGCGGCUGUCCAAACACUUAUCUGGGUGGCACAAUUAACGAAACGGAAGCGAGAGGCAAAUACUAAACCAGCUGGCAAUAGGGAGGAUCACGGCAGGUGGCGGACCGUGCCCCCUCCCAAAUUGUCAGCAAUACGUGAUAUGGCUGGAAAAACACCUGCGCAGCCACAAAGAUUACAGCCAGGCCCGCAUUGAAAGGGAAAUAAAAGCCAUCAAAAGGCGCACGGCCAUUUCAAGGCUGAAGGCCCUGAGGUCCACACAGCCGGACCCUCCAAUGGUCUCAAUCCUGGACCUGUCAGACGAGGAGCCAGAGGAGGGUCCUGGCAGCUGCACCAAGUCAGCGUGUGUGAAUGCCAGGAAGAGGGUGCGGGAGCUGGAGCGAGAAGUCAAAGACCUCAGGGAGGCCAAUGCCGCCCUCCGUGAGGCAGCAGGGGAGGGGACCAGCGGCACCCAGAGGCCAGCUCCCGCCCCUCGGACAGGACGCAGCUCCAAGUCUGUGGAGGUGAUUGACAGCAGCAGCAGUAGCAGCGAUGCUGAGGAGGAGGAGGAGGAGGAGGCUCCGCCUGCAACUCCUUUGGCCAGCAGCAGCCAGAGGGAGGAGGACAGCGAGGAGAAGGAGGAGCAGAGGGAGGAGGAGAGUGAGAAGGAGAAGGAGGAGGAGCAGAGGGAGGCAGACAGCAAGGAGGAGGAGGAGCAGCAGAGGGAGGAGGAGGAGGAGGAGGAGAGUGAGAAGAAGAAGAAGGAGGAGAAGCAGAUGGAGGAGGAAAGAGAGGAGGAGAAGGAGGAGGAGGAGAAGAGCACGCCUGCUCCUUCAGCUCCGUCCUCAAAGAAGGCCAGGAAAAGCACACCUGCUGCCUCGGGAGAGAUGGAGGAAGAGGAGGAGUCUGAAUUUUCUGUUACAGGACGAAGAGCAGGCCAUGAAGCAGGGUCUGAUGAAAAUCGUCGAUGAUAUCCUGCAGGGGACGGGGGAGGAAGCCGACGAGGACGACAGUGAAGAAGAGGAUGCACCAACCCCCAUCCCAACAACCUCCAGCAUAUACAAGGUGCUGGGUCCCAUCUUUGGAGGCCAUUCAAAGCCCUCCAAGAUGAGGAAGAUUUCCUUGCCUCCCUCCAUCG